Molecule: messenger RNA, 1564 nt
Organism: Liolophura sinensis
Lineage: Eukaryota; Metazoa; Mollusca; Polyplacophora; Chitonida; Chitonidae
Product: cholesterol 24-hydroxylase-like
Exons: 1
Coding region: 137-1408 (423 amino acids)
Biological process (GO): cholesterol catabolic process
Molecular function (GO): heme binding; iron ion binding; cholesterol 24-hydroxylase activity
Source: RefSeq, a predicted model, not a curated record
UAUACCAGGACCCCCUCGAAAUCACUUCUUUCUCGGUCACUUCACCUCUCUCUAUGCCUGCCUUGGAGACAACAACGUCGUGUCCAAAUACCUUUAUGAGAACGUCAAGAAAUUCGGCCACACUUUACGCUUCUUUAUGUUCCAUCGUCCAUUUGUUGUGGUUGUUGAUCCUUCAGCUGUGCGCGAUAUCCUGGCCUCUGGCAAACACAAGCGAUGUAAGACAACGUGCAAGCACGAGGGUUACAUCUUCGGAGCCCGCUGGCAGGGAAGUGGGCUGUUGACCGAUUAUAACGAAGCUCGUCUUGCUCAGAGGUUGGCCAUUUUUGAACCAGUGUUUCAUAAGGAUUAUCUGAUGGCAUGUCUUCCGGAGAUGAACAAAGUAGCGGAGAACGUUAUGAGACAGUUCACCUUUCUGGCUGACGGCAAAACUCUGAUAAGUCUCUCUCAGCAAUUUGAGCGCGCCAUAUUUGACAUGCUCUGUAAGGCGUUUUUCAACAAAGAUAUGGACUCCAUAACUUGCCAGCGCGAUGAAGUAAAACAGGCAGCAUUCACCCUCCUCUCCUCAAGGCGAAAGGAAAAGUCUGACCCGUGGACAAAUGUGAGCUUCUACAGACGCGAUCUGCGUUCCUCCACCAGACAAGCCUGUGCCUUGCUUCGAAAGACAGGAGCCUCGUGGCUAGCCGAGAGGGAGAACCAAGUAUCCCGUGGAAAUGUACCAAACGAUGUUCUGACGAGGUUGAUUGAACUAUCCAGAGUUAAGGGAAUCGUACAAGAUGACGUUUUGGACGACUUCAUGGUGUUCAUGAUUGCCACAUUGGAACACACGCCGAACGUCUUGUCCUUCCUGGUCAGGGAAGCUUGCAGAAGACCGGAUGUUUACAAGAAACUGAACGAAGAAGUGGACAAGGUCAUAACCGGAAGUUCAGUCGUGGACGAGAAGGCCCUAUCGGAUUUGUCGUACAUGGAUUCGGUGCUGCGUGAGACUUUACGCCUUUACCCGUCAGAAGUGGAGAUUGUCCGUAUCACGUCCUCCAAGGUGCUGUCUAAAGGUUGUGUAAUUCCCUCCGGGACUCCCGUCAUAGUAAGCCCCCUCCUCAGCGGCAGGGAGGAAUCCUUCUUUGAAAAUCCAAUGGAAUUCAAUCCGGAACGCUUUGUUAAGAAUGGACACUCCCUGCCAAACUCGUCAGUCUACUUCCCGUACGCGGAUGAAGUCAGGGAAAAGUUUCAUCGUUUCGGAGAAGUGGCAAUGAAAGUUUUGUUGUCAAAAAUGCUGCAGAAACUCACAAUUCUGGUCUUUCCCGAUCAGACAUUUGGAGAGACGAAUUUACCCUGCCUGAGACCGGACCGAGGAGGAGUGGUUGUCUUCAACUCGCGCUUUGCACCGCACAAGUAUAUUUAUGACGUCUAGCUGCUGCGUGAACCUGAAUCUGUGGACGUUGGCCAGACCCAUGCACUUACAUACAACGCCUGUCGGUGCGUUGUAAAAAACACAGAUUCAAAAUUGGACUAACUAUUCAUAACAUCAUAAACUGGAAUGACCCAGCACGUGCGUGGUAAAAACAAA